AUGUUUGAAGAAGCAGCCCAUGAAGUUGAUAUUAUGAUGGCUGCAUCAAUAAAAAAUAAAGACAGUUUUUUAUAUGACUCAUAUCAAGACUUUAUUUUAAAACAACAACAUAUAUCAGAUCUUGAAAUCUGUAUCGCUAAUCUUGACGAUCAAAUUGAGCUAGUAAAGGAUGCUGUAGCUGCAGCUAUAUUAAAUAAUCCUGAAAAUGUAGAAAAUGUUCAGUCAGUAUACAUUCCUCAACUUGGUUCUCUAAACAGAGCACAUAUGGAAAAAAUACAAGAGUUAAAAGCUUUGGAAAAAAGCUCAGCAUUUCAGAAAAGUGAGGGACCAUGCACUCAACAGAUAGAGGUGAUAUUACAAAAACUUAAUGUUCAGCGACAAGCAUAUCAUGGGAAAAGUUUUAUUGGUAACCAUGUACAUAAAAUGCUCAAAGAAGAAUCCAUAUUAGAGCUAUGCAAUUCUGUUCCUAUACUUGUUCAUAAAAAAGGAUUUUCUGGAACUACUCUUCAUGAAAAAUCAAUUGAAGUCUGCAACAAAUAUAAACAGCUUUUCUAUAAGUUUUCUAACUGUUAUCACAUAUUCUCCUCAAAAAAUAUAAGUACCAGUGAAUUAACACAACUCGAGACAUAUAUUUCUGAUUUUAUGAAAUUUUAUUGAGUCAAUUGGCCAGAAGCUUCAGUCACGCCCAAAUUACACAUGAUGGAAGAUCACGCAUUCCAUUUUUACAAAAAUGGGGUGCUGGGUUUGGUUUGUACGGUGAACAAGGAGGUGAAUCGAUUCAUCACGAGUUUAACAAAUUAAGUAUGAUAUAUCAAUCUAUUCCUUGUCGUACAAAACGAUUAAAAUGUAUCCUUAAAGCCCACCAUCUAAAAACAAAUUGUCAAAAUAGAAUUUUGACACCAGCAAUAAAAAAAAGAAAAAAGAAAUAAACUUUAUUUAACAUAAAACUUUAUUUAUUAUGAAACUUUAUUUACUAAAAAAAUAUUUAAAUGGUAG
Messenger RNA from Hydra vulgaris (swiftwater hydra), 996 nucleotides. The record is from RefSeq and is a predicted model, not a curated record. Lineage: Eukaryota; Metazoa; Cnidaria; Hydrozoa; Anthoathecata; Hydridae.